Messenger RNA from Chroicocephalus ridibundus (black-headed gull), 6155 nucleotides. It is a transcript of the gene NRF1, whose product is annotated as nuclear respiratory factor 1. Gene Ontology annotation, biological process: regulation of transcription by RNA polymerase II. The coding region runs from base 2530 to 4041 and encodes 503 amino acids. Gene Ontology annotation, molecular function: RNA polymerase II cis-regulatory region sequence-specific DNA binding; DNA-binding transcription factor activity, RNA polymerase II-specific. Gene Ontology annotation, cellular component: nucleus. NCBI's taxonomy places the organism in Eukaryota, Metazoa, Chordata, Aves, Charadriiformes, Laridae. The transcript has 11 exons. The record is from RefSeq and is a predicted model, not a curated record.
AUUGUGAGUUUGAAGGUGAUUUGGCUUUAGCCAUAACCUCAGUAUGUUCGUAACAGUCUCACAACAGCACUUCUGCUGUUCCGCAGGCUUGAGUUCCGCUGGCGCAUGCCCGGAUAGAAAACAGAAGUUUGAAAACUUCUGUUUGUGGCCCAGAUUGAAUUUAGUUUCCCAUCCGUACCAUUUAUGACCUUUUAGGGGAUCUCUUAGUGUUUCAUGGAUGGGAAGCUCAUUUUCUUGGGGCAGUAAUGUUAGUGGGAGUGUAAAUAUAGGAGAUGUGCCUCUUCCCCAGCCUUCCCGGUACAGAGGGUGAUUCUGAUGCCAUGGUCACCUUAGCAUCUGGGCAGCUUCCAGUACUGGACUUGUACCCUGAUACUUGUUUCUUUGUUUUAGCCACUAGACCAUUCUUCCUUUCAUCACGCACCAGCCAGCUACAUAAUUAAAUAUGUGACCAAGUCCUUCCUCCCAUCUCAGUUGGGAGUACAGGUCCCUGGUUUAAACCAGACAGACUCUUCUAAACUGGGACCCUCAAACCACUGUCAAACCAGUAUCACCUUAACGUUCAGAAUAUAGCUGUGCGUUAAAGCACUGUUGGUGUCUCAUGGAUGAAAAUCCACUGCCUAAAUAAAAAGUUCCCUUCUGCUUCUAUCCCCCAGGAAGACGUCAAAGUUAACGGAGUUAGCUUUCAUGCUCCACAAUGAAGUUGGUGUUACGUGUGGAAGUUACAGUCUCUUAGUAGAAGCCGUUCAUUUGAUGUGAUUAGUGUUAGAAGUUGUAGAGUGCUGGAGAGAAACCAGCCAGCCAGAGGUGGAAAAUAAAGGCCUUCUGUAAUCUGGACCCUUUUUUUGUGUUUUAGCUACAAACCCAUGAUGUCUAUGUUAGAAGGCAGUUGCUGCGGCCUCCCUCUCUGGUCAGCAGCAGGAGGCUGGUACAACCCGAGGAGCUUGGCCUCCAAGGUCUGAAUUAUCAGUUAACCAGACGGAGUUCAGCAGGGCAAAAAGCUUUGGAGAUUGGUUUUGGCUCUCUGGAAAGCUCAGUAAGGCUUUGGAAAGAUGCACCUGGAUUUCUUUGUAUUAGUAAAUGAGGAAUCUUGCCAAAGUGGCUAAGUCAGAUUUGGCUUCUCAGGCAGCCCAAGGCUGCUACGGCGACUGCAGAAGGAAUGAAUUCACUUUGCAAAUGAAUACGUGGAGCUAACUCAUCCUAAACCCUAGGAUGUGAUGGUUGGGAAACUUGAUCUGUUGAGGGAGAGGGUGGCUGUCUGACUGCCCGCAGCCCUUUCAGGGAUAACACAAUGUUUGCAAAAGUCUUGGCCAGCUGGGCAAGUCCAGAUGAGGUGAUGGAUUGCAACCACCCUCUGUGUGGCCGAAGUAGGGCAAGACCAGCAUGGUUUGGUUGUUGUAAUGUAUGCAGCGUUGUUUUCAUGGUAGUGGGUGUUUUGUCUUCAGUACACAACAGACUUCUUUGGGUCCUUCCAAGUCUCCUUUCAAUUAUCUUGGUCCUGCUGCUACAUUAGAAACUUACCUCAUCCCCUGUUCAACAACACUGAAAGCUUUUGAAGGACAAAGCCGUGUGUGAUGGAAUGGUUUGUCUGAGUUCAGAGAGCAGUUACCCAGCCGUGUAUUGGAGGCCACUCUGUGGCCUGUGUCUGUGCUCCCAUCUGCCUCCUCCUGACAAGCUGAAUAGGUUUCCAUGAAGAGGGUGUCAGUCAAGAGCUUUAAAUUCAACGGCUCUACUUAUGGGGUCAGAAUUUGUUGGGUAUAUUAUUGUUCCCUACAGCUGAUCAUCUCUUUCCUUCUGCUGUUUGCCCUGAGGCUUUUGGGAAAUCUCUUUUUGAGGGAUUUGUUUUUGAGGGUUGAUGUGCUAAUUCUUCUAAUGUAGAUUGAAAAUAUUUUAAGGAUGUGCUGUUCCUUUUCCUCAAAUGUAUGGUAGACGCACACUGAAAAUAUCUGCGUACUUCUUGUCUUGUUCCUUCUGCGCAGAUUUAUGUUCAUGGUGUGUGGUCCAGUGCCCUGCUGACUAUGUAAGCUGCUGCUUUGCUCAGUGGUUUACCACUAGAUGCAUUAAAUAAAUAUGCUUUGUGUAAUAUUUGUGUUUGGAUUGUAAUGAUUUUGCCUGCUUCCGGACUCUAAACAAGUAAUGCAACAAAAGUGGUCUCCAGAACGCAAUUUGCUGCCAGUAAACUUCUGUACUGGCAUCCUCCUUUGUGUCCUGAGCCAUUGAGGUUGGAGGAGAGAGAUUGUGUGUUGCCCUUGAGCAUCUUCCCUACGAGCUAGAUGUUGAAGUAGCAAAAAUAAGUUCCAGCUUUGGUCAGACCUCUGAAUAUGUAGUGGGUGAGGGGCACGUAAUCUUGGGGCUACGAGGUCCUUAAAGGCCUUUCCUCCAGCAAAGAUGACUGCCUCUGGGUGCCAUGCCACGUUGUUUGAAAGUAUGGAUUUUCCAAAAGUCUUAAACUUCAAGUUUCUCUUCUGGCUCCUGGUGUAGUCGUUAUUUCCCUCUCGUAGAAGACCACUGCCACUGGGAGAGUAGCUAUUGAUGGAAGAACACGGGGUGACCCAAACAGAGCACAUGGCCACCAUCGAGGCCCACGCAGUGGCCCAGCAGGUGCAGCAGGUCCAUGUGGCCACCUACACAGAGCACAGCAUGCUGAGUGCGGACGAAGACUCGCCGUCUUCGCCGGAGGACACCUCCUACGAUGACUCUGACAUCCUCAACUCCACGGCUGCCGAUGAGGUCACUGCCCACCUGGCUGCUGCAGGCCCUGUGGGGAUGGCAGCAGCUGCUGCCGUGGCAACGGGUAAAAAACGGAAGCGACCACACGUUUUUGAAUCUAACCCGUCAAUCCGCAAGAGGCAGCAGACGCGUUUGCUACGGAAGCUUCGAGCCACACUGGAUGAGUACACCACCAGAGUGGGGCAGCAGGCCAUCGUUCUGUGCAUCUCGCCCUCCAAACCCAAUCCCGUCUUUAAAGUAUUCGGUGCUGCACCCUUGGAGAAUGUGGUACGCAAGUACAAGAGCAUGAUUCUGGAAGACCUGGAGUCCGCACUAGCAGAGCAUGCUCCUGCGCCUCAGGAGGUUAACUCAGAGUUGCCGCCCCUCACCAUCGAUGGCAUUCCCGUCUCGGUGGACAAGAUGACCCAGGCACAGCUGCGAGCUUUCAUCCCCGAGAUGCUGAAGUAUUCCACAGGUCGCGGGAAACCAGGCUGGGGCAAGGAAAGCUGCAAGCCCAUCUGGUGGCCUGAGGACAUUCCAUGGGCCAACGUUCGCAGCGAUGUCCGCACAGAGGAGCAGAAGCAGCGGGUGUCGUGGACCCAAGCGUUGCGGACUAUCGUGAAGAACUGCUACAAGCAGCAUGGGCGCGAAGACCUGCUCUACGCAUUUGAGGAUCAGCAGACACAGCAGCAGACUACGACCACACACAGUAUAGCGCACUUGGUGCCGUCACAGACAGUGGUACAAACCUUCAGUAACCCUGAUGGCACCGUGUCCCUCAUCCAGGUCGGCACUGGUGCUACAGUUGCCACGCUGGCCGAUGCCUCAGAGUUGCCUACCACAGUUACCGUCGCACAAGUCAAUUAUUCGGCAGUGACUGAUGGAGAGGUGGAGCAGAACUGGGCAACGCUACAGGGGGGUGAGAUGACUAUCCAGACGACGCAGGCAUCCGAGGCCACGCAGGCAGUGGCAUCGUUAGCAGAAGCAGCAGUGGCAGCAUCUCAGGAGAUGCAACAAGGAGCAACUGUUACCAUGGCACUCAACAGUGAAGCAGCUGCCCAUGCAGUAGCCACGCUUGCUGAAGCCACUCUUCAAGGUGGAGGACAAAUUGUCCUGUCUGGUGAAACUGCAGCAGCAGUAGGAGCGCUUACCGGAGUCCAAGAUGCCAAUGGUCUCGUCCAGAUCCCCGUCAGCAUGUACCAGACCGUGGUGACCAGCCUGGCCCAAGGCAACGGCCCCGUUCAGGUGGCGAUGGCACCCGUUACCACGAGGAUAGCGGACAGUGCCGUCACCAUGGACGGGCAGGCGGUGGAAGUGGUGACCUUGGAACAGUGACGAUGCCCAGAGCCAGGAUCGCGGUGAUUUUCCUCGUCUCUUAUGCGAAUAAUUUUUUUACGCCUCUCCAGAGAUGCAAUCAGGUGGCAUUGAGUCUCCCAGCUUUGGAAGCAAAGGUUUUGUUGACCUUUUUUUUUUUUUUUUUUUUUUUUUUUAAAAAGGAAAAAAAAAGAAAAAAAUAAUACUGGCAGAGGAAGCGUGUUAAGUGCAUUUUUAUAGCGCCACUCUGCUCUCGUGUGAGUGAGAAGCCAAAUUGUGACGGAGCUUUCAUUCUGAGAAGAUUUAAACGGAAAAAAAAAAGCAACCCCACAACAAAACGAAGCAGCCCCUUAGCCCCCAUUCCGCCCCCCGGCGUGGGAUCGAGCAGGGUGAGGCACGGGGCGGGGGGGCCGGGGCACGGCGGGGAGCACGGAUGCCCUCGGCCAAAACCGCUCCGGCAGCAUCGCCGCCACUCCCGGGCUGCGCCGGCACCUUCCUCCGCAGCAGCAGCAGCAGCUCCCGGGCACGGCCCUCCGCCGUCCGCACUUGGCAAAUUAGGUUUCAAAGAUUUUAAAGUGGACUUUUAUAUUUAAAAAAAAAAAAAAAACAAAAAACAAAAAACAAAAAAAAAAAAACAACAAAAAAACCACAAACAACAACAACAAAAAAAACCAAACAAACAAAAAAAACCACAAAAAAAAAUAAAACCACACAAAAAAAGAAAAAGGAAAAGAGUUCGGAAAAGGCUCCUCUCCUGGGAAAAAAAAAAAUGCAUGUGUGACUGCAGGGGGGUGGCAACCUGUUGAAGGGAUGAUGAUGCUCUUCCAGGAGCCCGCGGGACUGCCGCCCUCCCCGCGCCGGCCAGCGAGGCCACCUCUGCCUUCGAGGAGCGUUCGCGCCGCCGCGGAGAAUCCCGGCCGUGCUCCGCUCGGCGCCCCUUGGUGCACACUGGAGACCUGUUCUUAUUCCUCUGCUCUCGAAACGUACCUGCCAUUUUAGAUAUUUUUGGUCUUUUUUUUUUUUUUUCCUUCCUCUGUGUUGUUAUUAUUAUUAUUGUUGUUAUUAUUAUUAUUAUUUCCCGUUUUUGUGGAUCUAGACUGAAGUGGAAACGCCUCUAGAGGGGCUCCGGCUGCGUGUCCCGUCCCCCCCAACUUCCCCGGUUCACCCACCGUGUUCCCAGGACUUUCCUCACCAAAGAGCCACUUCGGGCUCGUCCCGGUCCCCGCCGCCACCCCCCAGGACCCCAAAAUGUCCCCAGCAUCUGGUUCCCACAACAAAACCGUCGCUUGAAGGUAGUUGGGGGGGUGGGGGGGGGGGCAAUGUGAGCUCAGACCCCUCCCUUCAGGGACCCCCUCUGCACCCCCCAACCCUCCAAGCCACCCCCCUGGUCCUGCCCUACGUGCAUCUCCCAGCACGGCUUUGGGGGCUUUUAAUCCCCAUCACCCCCCCAAAAAAAAAGGGGAGGGGGGGAGGGAAAGGCCUCGGGGGGGUUUUUGGGGGGGGUGUCAAAUUUUACUUGACUUUCCCGUGGGCCGAACCCUCCAUCAGCCACAGCCCCCCCCGCCCCCGGUGCGUGCAGUUGUGCGUGGUUUUCAAUUUGCGUUUUUGGGGGGGGUUGGGUUUUUUUUUCCUUUUUUUUUUUUUUUUUUUUUUUUAUUUUAUUAUUAUUUCCGAGUGGCCAUUAACGAAGUUCUCCACGUCUUCGCUCCGCCUGCCAGGAAGUUUUCAGAUUCUCGUAUUUACUUGUUUUAUAUGGGGGAAAAAAAUAUCAAAUGUUCUUUGUAUACGUUUCUUCUGUAUUUUAACGAGGGGAGGGAGAUCUUUCCAUAGAAACAGUCCUGGUUCUCCAAUUUGUUGUUGUUAUUAUUAUUAUUAUUAUUAUUAUUAUUAUUUUGUUUUUUAAUUAUUAUUUUUUUAUUGUCCUUGUGAAGAUGUCGGUGGCUUUCAAGUCAGUGUUUCUUUGGCGAUGAAAUGACGUUCUUUUAGUCCGAGAGGUUCCCCCCUUCCCUCCCACCCCCCCCACCCCCCCCCAAAAAAAAUGACAAAAAACCAGGCAAGUAGCAGAGCAUGGACCCCCCUUUGUUUUCCCAGUGUCUAUUAUUGCCUCAUUCAAUAAAUUGUUACAAAUGUGUCUA